AUGACCACAAAGCCUCUCCUUUCUCCUUUCCUUUUCACGCCUCCUCUCUCCCCCACUUUGGCCCAGGCGGUGAUACGUUUUCCGGCGAGAAAACUCCGAUUUUCCGAUGAGAAAACUCCGAUUUUCCGGCAUCUGCAACAACGCCUCUUCUCCGGUGAUACCACCUCUUCUCUGGCGACCUCGACCACAACACCACAACCAAAUCGAUUUCCAGAAUGCUUUAGUUGCUGUUUACAAACUCAGCACAUAGCCGCCUUUGGUGAUGAUCCGGACUCCAUUGAUUGGAUAGCCUUAUUUGAGAAGGUGUUAGGUGCUCGAAGGGGACAUGUGAGAGACAUCGAGCCUAAGCCUUCCGUAGCGGAUACAAGUUACUCACUCAACCAUGGUCACCGCCUCUCCAUAGCAUUCUGUCUUCUUCCGACCGGAUGUUGGUUGCUUCUUCCUCAUACGCUCCUCCAAACCGCUGUCUCACCCCAUUACUGUCAUAAGUCUCAUCACCACCCACCUUCCCCCACCGUAUGUUCUAAUAACUCCGAUUUACGUUUUAAUCUUUCUUCUCCUCGCGAACUCAAGUUCCGAUGUGCGUUUUCUUUGUUACAGGUGGUAAUUGCAUCAGGUUCGACUAAUAAUUCUCCCAAACCUAACGACGUUCAUCUAGUCCUUCCACCGCGAGAAGAUUCUCCACCGCCUUAUCUCAGCUUCGACAUAUCCAUCACCGUCCGAGCAGUUACCGGUGAUUGCGUGGUCCAACACCGUCUCCACUGUCUUCCCAUCUUAUCUAUACACGAAGGGUUUAUUUUCGGAUGCUUUAUUCCACAAAUCCUACCAGAUUUUUUAUAG
Molecule: messenger RNA, 840 nt
Organism: Lactuca virosa
Lineage: Eukaryota; Viridiplantae; Streptophyta; Magnoliopsida; Asterales; Asteraceae
Source: the annotation of a GenBank genome assembly